Messenger RNA from Eruca vesicaria subsp. sativa (arugula), 990 nucleotides. NCBI's taxonomy places the organism in Eukaryota, Viridiplantae, Streptophyta, Magnoliopsida, Brassicales, Brassicaceae. The record is from the annotation of a GenBank genome assembly.
GAACAAAACAGAAACUAUCGAAAGAAAAAUAGAGGAGUUACAUUACUAAAGAAACAGGAGUAAAACCAGAGAGAUCGAAUGGCUGCGGAGGGAAAAGUAAAGCUUCUAGGGUGCUGGGCAAGCCCUUUCAGUCGCAGGGUCGAGAUGGCUCUCAAACUCAAAAACAUACCAUACGAAUACUUGGAGGAAGCCUUGCCCAACAAGAGUCCUUUGCUUCUUGAGCUAAACCCUGUUCACAAGAAGGUUCCUGUUCUUGUCCACAACGAUAAAAUAUUACCCGAGUCACAUCUAAUCCUCGAAUACAUCGACCAAACAUGGAAGAACAAUCCAAUUCUACCUCUAGAUCCCUAUGAGAAAGCCAUGGCUCGUUUCUGGGCCAAAUUCGUCGAUGAGCAGAUUCUAACUGUAGGAUUCAGGUCCCUAGUAAAAGCAGAGAAGGGUAGAGAUGUUGCUAUUGAAGAGGCUCGAGAAAUGUUUGCGUUUCUUGAGAAGGAAGUCACUGGAAAAAAUUACUUCGGUGGCAAGACAAUCGGAUUUGUGGACAUGGUCGCAGGAAGUAUAAUCCCGUUUUGUUUGGCUCAGCUUUGGGAAGGUAUGAGAAUAGAUGUGAUUCCAGAGGAAAAGUUUCCAGAGCUAAACAGAUGGAUCAAAAAUCUGAAAGAUAUUGAGAGCGUGAGGGAAUGUAUACCUGAUAGAGAGAAACAAAUUGAGCACAUGAUGAAAGUUUCAGAGCGAUACAGAUCAGCCUAGACGACAAAAAUCAUCUUAUUUCAGAAAUAUUUACUAUUUCUGCUUGUAUGGCUGUGUUCUUUAAGCUUUUCAAAUAAAAGUGAGGUGUAGCCCCGUACUUGUAGUGGACACUUGUGUGAUAAUGAUAGUUUAUAUAUGACAAUAUUUUAUAUGUUUGUAUUUUGAUUUGUAAGAUAUAAAGUGGGUAAUUGAUAGACACUUCCAUCCACUUGGAGGUUUUAUAUAGAAUUAAGAUGUCUC